UUACUGUGUGCAAAAAAAGAAGAGAGAAUGUAAUGUCUAAACACUCAUAAAGUAACGGAUUUUAUUGUAUAGCAAGAAAGUUUGAAAUAACGGCAAGAACAUCAGACGAUCAAACUUAGUAAAUAUACCAAAUGUUUGGACCGGUAAUAACAAUUAAAUAAAGUUUAAUAAUUCUAUAACAUAUGAAGACCGAUCGUCUAACCCUAAGCAUUAUCCUAACACACAAGAAGGGGAGAUGAAAAAUAACAAUCUGAGGACACAUAAAUUUACGUUAAUAAACUCAUUCAGUCAGUAGUGGAAACCAAAUUUGAGAGACAUUACUCAUUAGGCAGAUCAUGACCUACAUCAUGAUAAGUUUAAAGCACAUGGCGAAAGAAGUAACAAAAAGUAGAGAAUUGGGUUUGAUGCAGUGAGCUAAAGAACAAAAGCAAAGAAAAUUAAAAGAGAAGCAGUUUGUCUUAUCAAUGGCUUGGUGAGUGGUAUUAGAUUGAAGAGAACUCUUGUUUCAUCUAUUUCCGUAAGUACCUGAAGUCUGAACCAUUCUUUUUAAGAGAUUCCUCAGAAUCCAAGCAUUUCAGGACAUAAUAGUCAGACGGCAAAGGCCCCGUAAGGAAAUCCUAUUUCUUGUAUUUUUUCCUAUCCUCCUUCGCUCCACAAGAUCAAAAUGGUCGAUGAUAUUUCAACUGGUUCCACGAUGUAAUAAACUGUAACGACAAACCAAACCUUGUUUACUUUAAAUUAUAUCUCUCAAGCAAAGCCUUUCCAAUUAUUUUAAUCGUGUAUGUGAUUUCAUAUACCUAGUUAUGUAACUGAAGCUAUGGUGGGUGUUGUAGAUCUUGCUAUUGACUCCGGCGAUCACAUACAAAAGGAUCGAGUUAUGUAUGUAUGAUGAUGAAGCGACGCUGGAAACUGAAGAACGUAGCGUCGCCGGCAGAUAAUUCCGGUGAAAUCUUGAAUAAUGUUUAACACUAUGUGAUGUGUCAAGUUGUUGUAAUAUUGGGCUUUUUUUUUUUAAACGUCUGAUUAAUUAUGCUAUUACAAUGAUGAGAACAUUACAUAGACGAUUUUACAGCCGACAAUUCUACCACUUUGUGAGAAUACACGCAUGACUGCAUCACUCCGAGCCGUCCUAUGAGAUCCAUGUUCGAUGGUACGCCAUGCACCAAGCUGAAGAUCUCUUGUAACAUAUUUCUCUAUAAUCUGCAUAAUUUGGUAUUUUCUGGGGUUUGAACCUCAGACCUCCGGGUAUAGAAGCAUUAAUGAACCUUUAGUCAAACCACUGAACCAAGGGGGCUUCCACUCCUUCAUGGGCUUUAAUACAAAACUUGGUUGACAAACAAAAAAGAGAGGAUAAUUUGCGAGAGGAAACCUUAACAAAAAUUAGGGUUUCAAAUCUCUUAUUUUCUCCACGCUCCAAAAGUUAGGUUACUCCUUUAGAUCUCAAACGACUGGGAGAUGAAAGCUGCGAGAUUGGGAAGUGAAGAGGUUAUGUAUCCAGAUAGGAUCAGUAACCUACCUAACGAUUUGCUCUUACGAAUCCUCUCACUGGCUCCGGUAAGAACUGCAAUGUCCACAAGCUUAUUGUCUAAACGAUGGAAGUAUGUGUGGAAGAUGAUGCCAACGCUUGUGUAUGACGAAACAUGUCCUUACAUUGGUCCCCUUGGAUUUGACCUAUUUUGUGGUGUGUCCUUGCCUUUACAUGAAGCUCUCAAAACACUAAAUCUCAAACUUGGGAAGUACACUGAUUCCAUAGAUAUUCUUUUAUUCACAAACAUCCGUUCAAAUCCCCUAAAGAUGACAAUCAAUUUGAAUUAUUUUUAUAGUUAUUACACUCCUAUCACAUUCCCAAAUAACAUCAACGUCUUCAAAACACUCCUUGUCUUGAAGCUUAAAGGAAGGAUUGUCCUGGACGUUGUUGAUUCUCCUGUUUGUUUCCCUGCCCUGAAAAUUUUGCACCUCAUUUGUGUGAAUUUCCAAUGCGAAGAAUCUUUCACAAGACUUUUAUCUGCUUGUCCUGUUCUUGAAGAUCUCUUCCUCCAAAGACUUUCCAGUCGUGACCGUUUUUUGUUCAGCAUGUCAGUCCCUUCUCUACAGAGAUUAUCCAUUACUAAAGAAUGUGCCACUUAUGGUUCCGAUGAACCAAGACUUGAGAUAAGCACUCCUUGUUUGAAAUACUUAAAGAUCUUUGAUCGCAGAGGUUAUUAUAACUUUCUUGAGGAUAUGCCUAAACUAGUGGAGGCAGAUGUAUCAGUUGAUAUGUCCAAAAAUGAAAAGCUUCUAAGAGUUCUUUCUUCAGUUGAGCAUCUUGUGAUAUGUUUAUAUCCUUCAAUGGUUCUUGAUCUUACGGAUAGUUUAAUCUUCAACCGGCUUCUUCAUCUUGAACUAAAUGUUUGCAACAGUUUUCGCUCUAAUCUACUUCUGAGUUUGCUGAAAUAUUUUCCUAAUUUACAAUCUCUCAAUCUUGGCCGCACAUAUCCUGAAGAUACCGAGGAUCAACUGUAUUGUUUAGGCUCGGAACCGAGCUCUGUUCCUAAAUGCUUGAGCUUCCAUCUCGAGAGUAUUCAGUGGAGAGGGUAUGCAGGAACACUAGAUGAGAGAGAAGCCGCAGCUUACAUUCUGAAAAACGCUCAUCGUUUAAAGACCUCUACGAUCAGAUUACAUACAACGUGCAUGGAUAAUGGUCAGAUUAUAAUGAAGGAUUUGACAUCUAUGUCCAAAGCUUCGGACUCAUGUCAGCUUGUAAUCGAAUAA
This is a messenger RNA of Brassica napus (rape), 2751 nucleotides long. Its product is annotated as putative F-box/FBD/LRR-repeat protein At5g56810. The transcript has 3 exons. The record is from RefSeq and is a predicted model, not a curated record. The coding region runs from base 1456 to 2751 and encodes 431 amino acids. Gene Ontology annotation, molecular function: protein binding. NCBI's taxonomy places the organism in Eukaryota, Viridiplantae, Streptophyta, Magnoliopsida, Brassicales, Brassicaceae.